Lathyrus oleraceus (garden pea) is the source of this 1375-nucleotide messenger RNA. Its product is annotated as AP2-like ethylene-responsive transcription factor BBM2. The transcript has 8 exons. The record is from RefSeq and is a predicted model, not a curated record. Gene Ontology annotation, biological process: regulation of DNA-templated transcription. Gene Ontology annotation, molecular function: DNA binding; DNA-binding transcription factor activity. The coding region runs from base 641 to 1252 and encodes 203 amino acids. NCBI's taxonomy places the organism in Eukaryota, Viridiplantae, Streptophyta, Magnoliopsida, Fabales, Fabaceae.
AAAGUUGAAGAAGAAAAAGAAAACGAGUAUUUUUGAGUGUUUUUUUUUUCUUUUGGUGUGAAGCUGGGGUGGAUGGUGUGCUAAUAUCAUCUCGUGUUUAACAUUUACCAGAAUUCAUAUAAAGAGGUAUAUUUCCUUAGGAAAAUGGAUCGUUUAAUUGAGAGUCCUCUUGAAAGUUUUGAGAAUGAAACUGAUCCCAAUGAGUCAAGGAAUGUUGGUUCAGUAACAAAGGAGAAUGAAGGAAAUGAAGUAAAAAAAACAAAAAGAGUUAAAAAGAUCACUAAGAAUGAUAUUGAUCUGAAGAGCUCAAAAUAUCGGGGUGUUACCAAGUUGAGUAAUAAUCGCUAUGAAGCAUUUGUUUGGCAGAAUAACAUGAGAAAAGGAGGGAGGGGCAAUAGAGGUUUAAAAAAGAUUUAACUAUUAAUAAUUCUUAUUUAUUUGUUUCUCUCAAACAAAUAUUUAUACUAAUAGUUUUGUGUUCUCUUUUUCAUUUGUACAUUUUCAACUAUCUCAGUUUAUAUUGGUAAGUAGAUUUUUUUUUUACUUUUGUGUAAUAUUUAGUUUUAAAUAGUAAUGUUUAUCAAUUAUCUCUAAUAUAAUCUUUUAAGGAUUGUUUGAGAUUUUUUUUUGGCUAUUUUGCAUGAUAGGGGAAUUUGAAACUGAAAUUGACGCUGCCAAAGCUCACGAUUUAUUUGCUAUUGAAAAAUGGGGAGAAUCUACACUUACAAAUUUUCCUGUGAGUGGUUACUCAAAACAAAUCUCAGAAAUGAAAAGCAUUGGAAUAAUAAGCACCUCAAAGAAGGCCUUGACUAAUUACAUGGGUGUGUCCAGAGUGAAUGGUGAUAAAUGGGAGGCAAGAUUGGAAAAAGGAAAUGGGAGGCCAAGCCAUUACUUGGGAAUAUUUGACACUGAAGAAAAAGCUGCUAGAGCAUAUGAUGCAGCAACAAGAAGAUUGAAUAGAGAUGAAGCAUAUACCAAAUUUGAUCCUGAUAAUGGUAAUGAAGAUAACUCAGAAAGCAAGGAGACUAAAAGUACAGUUUCAAAUGAAGAAGCUGUAAUUGUGGAUGAUAAUGAUGUUUUUCAACACAAUGAAGAAUACCAAUAUCACAAAGCACUGCUGCACCAACAUGAUGACAUCGACCCAUCUGCUCCGAUGGUGCUGUAUAAUUUCAUUUAUAAUUCAUUUUAUGUAGUUGGAAAAGAUGGAAUAAUCAAUUCGGGAGAUUCUUCAAACCAAGGAGCGGAAGAUUGAAUGGAUGCUGAAUAGAUACUUUGAAGAUCAUAAAUAUAACAAUGCCUGUGAUAUGGAUGGAACUCAAAUAAGUGAUUUUUACAUAAGUGAUUAUCUUGAUAUGGAUUAUGACAUUUUAAAUGU